GUGGGAGCGGCCCUGCGGCUGUGAGGCGUGUGGGCGGGGGCUGCUGUCGGUCGGCGCUGCGGACGGGGGCUGGUGGCUGCGUGAGGGCCGAGGGCUGCCACAGGCCGGCGGAGCGGGUCGGGGUGCGGAGUCUGCACAGCAGCCGAGCCCGGUGCCAGCGGGAUGUCAGCCCCACCAGACAAGCCGCACGACAUCCUGAAGAGCUAUGCGGAAAGCCUGCUGCGGACCCAGCCAGAGGAGUGGAGGAAGUUCGAGGGCAAUGAGGAGGCUGCAGCCACGCUGGAUGAGUUCUUCCAGCAGCCGGACGUGCAGGAGUUGGUGCUGGGGCGGGAUCCCACCGGGCAGCUCCAGGCAACCACCCAUUUCCCACCCACCCUCGAGAGCAAGGCCGUCUACUUUGUGAAGAAGAAGAGGGAGAAGAUCACCCCAGAGAACUUUCAGAGUGGGGUGAUGGUGGGAGACAUCAGCCCCUCGCCGGUGGAGCAGCUCAUUACCAUGAUGGAGGAGGUUGUGUCCCCGCUGCUCAGCGAGAAGAAUAUGGCAGGCUUGCCUGGGGUGGUGGUGGAGGACGUUGUGCGAGAAACUCGCCAGCUGAAGAAGGAGAUGUUGGUGAUGCGCGGGAAGAUCCAGGGGAAGCCGCUGCUCGUGCUGCCGGAGCACCUGGACAGCCGCUGGGCGGGGCCCAUGGACAAUUCAAUGCUGCCCACCAUCGAGACCGUGGUCACGCAGUGGUCCCACCAGAUCCGAGACGUCCUGAGCAAGGACUCGGAGCAGUCGCUGCUGGAGGGGCUGCACCCUCUGCCCAGGACGGAGAUCGAGUUCUGGCACACCAGGACGGUCGCCCUGCAGUGCGUCAAUGACCAGCUGCUCUCUCCCCGAGCGACGGAGAUGGCUGAAGUUCUGGAGAAGGCCAACAGCUGCUACUGGCCAAUGCUCCAGAGCUUGCUCAGGGAUGUCAGUGCCGGCCUGGAGGAAGCCAAGGACGUCGGCCUCCACCUGCAACAGCUUCGGAUCCUGUUGGAAAAGUUGGAGCAGGCAAAUUACUUGCAGCUGCAGCCCUGCCUGGACAGGGUGCUGUGCGCCGUCUGCCUCCUCCCUGCUCACUGCCAGUACUACAGCUCGCCUGCCCGGGUCAUCAUGCUCCUGCGGAAUAUCUGCAACCUCCUCAUCGAGAUGACCCGUACCUUUGUGAGCCGUGAGGGUGUGAUGAAGGGGCUGCAAGGAGAAACCCAAGAGAUCUUGGGAAGAAUCAGGCUGAGCAUUCCCACCGUGGAGAAGUUCUUCCAGUCCUACAGCACUUACUGCUCUGACCCGAUUCCCACCUUGCUCCAGGAGGAGCUACAGCUCUGGAAACUUCCUCCCUUCCUUCUGUUCAGGAGAAUGGACUCCUUCUUGCAGAGGCUCAAGACUAUCGAGGAGCUGUACCAGACAGCUGUGGAGUUUCAGAAACUGGAGAAGGCAGAGCUGGAAGGAGUGAGAGGAAAAAUCUUCAGGAGCCAGCUGUUUCAGAUCUGUGAGGAGGUCUCAGAACUCAUCAAGGCUUUUGUGGAGUGCAAGUAUGAUCCCUUAGAUCCCACAGAAGAGCAAUGGAACAAAGACUUUGCAGCAUUCCAGAAGAAGAUGGAGGACGUGGACAGGAGGCUGGCCACCAUCUUCCGCCAAGGCUUUGAAGACUGCAGCCGCCUGGCAUCUGCUGUGAAGUCAGUGCACAUGUUCUCCUCCCUGCUGGAACGACCUUUGAUAAAGGCCGAAGUAUCUCCCUGUUACUCAGCCCUGCUGAGUAUGUUCCACGCCGAGCUGAAGAACGUGAGGGUGCUGUUUGAAGCCCAGACCGCUUCCCUACCGUCACCUGGGGCAGGGCAAGUUAUCAACAAAAACUCGCCACCGGUGGCCGGGCAGCUGGCCUGGGCUCUGGAGCUGCAGCACCAGCUGGAGAGACCAUACAGGGACUUGUUUGCCAUCAGCCACCCUGCGAUGGCCAGUGCUGAAGCUAAAGAAGUGUCCGGGCAGUAUGAAGAAAUGAUGGGACUGCUGCAAGGUUACAGCGAGAAGGUCUACGAGGAGUGGGUGCAUGGAGAUGGCCAGGACUGUCACUUCGGUCUGGAGCAGCCCUUGAUUCUGAGAGACCCCGUCUCUUCUCUUCUUAUCGUGAACUUCAGCGAAACACUGGUGGCUGUUCUGCAGGAGGUGAAAUACAUGAAAUUCCUGCAGAAGAAGGAUAUCCCGCGCAGUGCUGAGAGUCUCUUUGCUCAAAGGGAGUCUUUCCAAAAGCUUGUGGACGACCUGGAGCGUAUCGUUGGCUGGUACAAUGAGGCAGGUUGAUGAGGGGAGACAACCUGGCUGCUCUUCCGUGCUCUCGGCACUGGUCAGGUUGAAACUGGCUGGGGAGCUCCAGGGGACAGGCUGCUAUGAAAGCGGUCCUGGAAGACCAGAGCGGUUGGGGUACACUGGGCACAUCCCCCCCAACCUAGUCCCUGCCCAUCCCGUGGUUAAGACAAGCUCCUGCUGCCACCAUCACUCUGGCUUCCUCUGCCCCUCAGGCUCCAUGUUGGUGGGGUGGGGAUCCCAUUCCUCUGUAAACCCAGUGACCUGGCGAGCACGUCUCCACAGUCAAAGCAGAGUCCUCUGCCUGCAGCACUCACCUGCGGACACGCUGUCCCCUAGGUGAAGCUGUGUCUGCUGCCAGUGGAGCUCUCGCUGCU
Messenger RNA from Cuculus canorus (common cuckoo), 2702 nucleotides. Its product is annotated as dynein axonemal heavy chain 17-like. Bases 163 to 2322 code for a protein of 719 amino acids. The record is from RefSeq and is a predicted model, not a curated record. The transcript has 14 exons. Lineage: Eukaryota; Metazoa; Chordata; Aves; Cuculiformes; Cuculidae.